AUGAACGAAAUAAUAAGUUUUUUAAUUAAGUGGAAAAUUGUUCAAAAAGUUCGGGAAAAUAAUAUUUUUAUUGGUAUAAGUAAAGGUUUCUUCUUUAGAGAGUUCCACAGACAUUCGUCAAAUGAAAAUGUGUUAAAAAAUAAAGAAAUAAAUCGAAAUAAAAAACAAGAAAUAUGGAUGAAGAAAAUUAACUCAAAGGAACUACCACGUAAAAAGUUUGGAAACCAAUUAGGAACAGUAGCAAGAAAAUUAUAUUUAAAAUAUUUAUUUAAGAAUAAUAAAGAAGAUGUUAUGGAUUAUAAUGAGAGAAACUGUGGUGGUAGUCUUGAGAAAAAUUACUAUUGUAAGGCUUCAUUAGGAGAGAAAAAUAAUGAGAUAUGUAAUGAUUAUGACGUAAAAAUUGGUAAUAAGGAUAAAUUUAAUAGUACUCAUAUUACAAGUUCUACGAAGAGUAUUAAUGAAUUAAUAGUAAGUAAAAAUGAAUCGGCUUAUAAGCAAAAGAGAAAUGAAAUUUCAAGAUUCCACAAUAAUGAAAUAAGUUCUAUCUCAAAAAGCAGGAGCAUAAUGAAUACUUACGAUUUGAAUGAACAGAGUAAUAAAUGUACAUGGGAUGAUGUAUGUAAUGAACUGAAAUAUCAUUUGCCAUUUCUGCAACCAUAUAGUAUAACGACAGCUUUGAAUUAUUUGUCUAAAGUAAAUUAUAACGAAUAUAACAUUUUCAAAUUAAUAGCUGAAAAUAUUGACGAAAGGUGGAUAAAAAAUUUUAAUAUAAAAGAUUUAUCCUUAUUACUAUUAUCCUAUUCCAGGAUAAGUUCAAAAUAUGACUCGUUCAUAAAUUUAGUCAGCAGAGAAUUAUUAUUUAAAAUAUGCUAUGGUACAUUUGAAGAUAUAUCUCAAAUAGCAUAUUCCUAUACCAAAAUGAAAAAAUACGAUUAUGAAGUUUUUGUUCAUUUAUGUAAUGAGACAAAGAAUAAAAUAAAAAGUGACUUACACCAUUCUGCAAAUAGUAAUAGUACUACUUAUAACUUAAAUAGUUACAGUGUUAAAGGUUGUAAUGGUAAAACUCAGAAUAAUAAUUCCAUAAGUCAUGACAUAAAAAAUUACAUUAACUACAAUGUUGAUGUUAAAAAUACAAUAGAACAAAACAGUAAAAAUGAUGCGAAAUUGGGAAAGGAGGAAUUCUACCACACAAUAGUUGAGAAAGAAAAUUCGCAUGAUAAAAUUGGUAAUAUUGGAGUAACGGAUAGUAAAAACAAAUCGUUUGGUGAUAUAGACAGUGAGUUCAAUUCAAAGAAGGGGAGUCAAAAUUCAUGCGUAAUAAAAAGUAGUAGUUUCUUAGAUAAGGAAAAAAUCAAUGAUAAAACGAAUGGUGAAAUAAAAGAAGAUAAGAAAUAUUCUUAUAUAUGUCUAUUAGUGUAUUGUACUGGUAAAAUGAAACAUUGUGAUAAUAGUUUGUUUGAUUUAAUUUCAAAAUAUAUAAAUUUUGACAAACUUAAUAAUAUAGAUAUAAGUAAUUUGUCGUAUACAUUUUCUCUAUACAAUUUUUAUAAAAAUUGUUUUUAUGAAAAAUUCUGUUUAAAAAGUAUUCAAAUUAUUCAUCUAACUGAACCAUUACAUAAGGUUAUUAUCAUGACUUAUCUGUUAAAAUAUCCGAAGGUUAAAAUGUUACAUAUCUAUUUUACAUAUAUAUUUUGUAUAAACAAAGAAAUUAAGGAAAAUAAGAAUACAUAUAAACAGGUGCUGUUUCUAAAUAUGUGCAUAAAUAGCUUUUCUUUUGAACCAUUUUUAAACUUCUUACUUGACGUACUAGCAAAUUCAAACAAAAAAGAAACGUAUGAUCAAAGUGAAGAUAUAAAUAAAGUGUGUUUCAUAGUAAACAGUUUGGUUGAUUAUACAAUUUUUUUUAUGCAAAAUAAAAAUAUGUCUUCUCGAGAUUUUCCAAAGGUUUUGAUUAUAUUAUUCAAAAUACGCCAUAAAAAUAAUGAUCAGUCGACCCAUUUCUCCUUAUCGGAUUAUGAUCAAAUGGUGCCUAUAAAAAAGGUCGACGCUUUAAUAGACGAAGUUUUAGACAAAGUAAUAAAUAAUAUGAAGCAAUUUCACACCUUCGACUUGGUUAACAUUAGGAAUAUUCUAAAUUUAAAAGGUGAAAAUGAAAACAUUCAGUUUGGACAGAAAAAAAGGGAAAUUUUAAAUUUUAUUGGCUCGCUCAAGCGUUAA
This is a messenger RNA of Plasmodium malariae, 2217 nucleotides long. RefSeq names its product conserved Plasmodium protein, unknown function. The transcript has a single exon. The record is from RefSeq and is a predicted model, not a curated record. Bases 1 to 2217 code for a protein of 738 amino acids. NCBI's taxonomy places the organism in Eukaryota, Apicomplexa, Aconoidasida, Haemosporida, Plasmodiidae.